Spirometra erinaceieuropaei is the source of this 1969-nucleotide messenger RNA. The record is from the annotation of a GenBank genome assembly. NCBI's taxonomy places the organism in Eukaryota, Metazoa, Platyhelminthes, Cestoda, Diphyllobothriidea, Diphyllobothriidae.
AUGCAUAUUCGCCUACAGCCUCGUAGGAGACCACAAGGUAAGCGCACCCCAGGUAAGCUGAAUGUUGCCUUGUUGUAUUUGCCCGCUCAUCAGCAAUGAGCUCAAUAGCUAGACAACCUUCCCAUCGCAGCCGCCCCCGGUGCUGCCGAGAACGCCUCCGUGUUGAUCCGAUGGUGCCAACUGCGAGACACAGUCCAGUCGACGGCGCUAACCGUCCUCGGUCGCGCACCCCGCCAACACCAGGACUGGUUCGACGACAACGACGACACCAUCAGAAAUCCGCUUGCUGAGAAGAACCAUCUACACAGAGCCUACGUCGACCGCCCCACUGACGGCAACAGAGCUGCUUUCUACCGCAGUCGUCGCCAUGUAAACAGCGGCUGUGCGGGAUGCAGAACGCCUGGACUUCUCGCAAGGCCGAUGAGAUGCAAGUGUACGCGGACGGCAACGAAUGGAGUAAUGUUCUCACCGCAAUCAGGAUUUUCUACGGCCCGCCAUCCAAAGGUACUGCUUCUCUUCUUAACGCCGACGGCAGCACUGGAUGACGCAAAUCCUACAGUGAUGAGCCGAGCCCCUCCCUCAAUGCACCGCGGUCGCAAAUCAGCGUGAACAGAACCCAACUUCGAGUGGUGGAGAACUUCCCGUACCUCGGCAGUACCCUCUCGCGGAGCACCAAAAUCAAUGACGAAAUCGCACGCAGGAUUUCGAAUGCCAGUCAGGCUUUCGGCCGCCUCCAAAUCACAGUUUGGAAUCGUUAUAUUCGUCAACUGAGCACGAAGCUGAAAAUGUACAAGUCCGUCAUCCUGCCGACGCUGCUGUACGGAGCGGAGACUUUGACAGUGUACACGAGACAGGCACGUCGACUGAACCACUUCCACCUCAGUUGUCUCCGUCGCAUCCUGAGGCUGAACUGGCAGGACCGCAUCCCCGACACCGAUGUGCUGGAACGAACGGGAAUGCUGAGCAUCUACUCCAUGUUGAGACAAAUGCAGCUGCGCUGGAGCGGCCACCUGGUGCGCAUGGACGACGAGCGACUACCCAAACGACUCCUCUACGGAGACGUCGCGACGGGUUCUCGCCGUCAAGGUGGCCAAAUUCGCCGUUACAAGGAUACCCUGAAGUUCUCCCUGAAGCGCCUGCAAAUCAAUCCGGCCAACUGGGAAGACCUCGCCCGCGAUCGUCCGACAUGGAGGAGAACAGUGAAGACUGGCGCUGCGAUCUAUGGAGCCAACCGCAUCGCCGCCGCCAAAGUGAAACACGAAGCACGCAGAUCACAGCUGUGUCCACUCCGAAACGCCGACGCGCAACCGCUUCCAACGUGUCCUCGAUGCCAACACAGAUUCAGAGCGUUAAUUGGACUUGUUGGACACCUUAGGUUCAGUUCAGGGGAUGGUGGCACGCCUAGGUGUGGGUCCCGCCCUGCCAGCCACCUGCGCCAUCCCUCGCCUCCGGUCUUCCUCACUCUGUAUUGCCACUCUGUCCAGUUUGGGGGAUGGGGAAGGGAAAGUGUGGUAGAUACUGCGCAAGUCUGCUGGUACUUUAAACUAGUUCACGCGCAAGUCACCGUGCCUGCAGCCCCUUGUUGCUACGGUCAAACUGACGAAACUACAUCUCUGAUUAAUCGCUCAACAGCACAUCAUGAAGGGCGCAUCUUACGACCUCUCCUUUUUUUAUGGGUAAUCGGGCAUUUUGAAAAGCAAGAGAUCUCCAUAGUCCACUUUGUUUUUGGAUGAAGGGCCAAACUGAGACAUUUUCUGAAGAAUAAGGCUUCCUAAAUCGGCAAUCAGCGUGGUCGUCGCACACCUGCGCCAUGCAGUUUUACAUUUCCACCCACAUGAAGGAAACUGUGAAACAGAACAGAGUUCGACUGUAGAACACUUCUUUGAUUCAGACCCUCUGCUUCGCUUGCAAUUCAAUUAGCCCUCCAUCUUCUCCCCCGCCUUGCGUUGCCGUCAAUGUUCGAAAGUGA